CAGCAGAUUGCUGAGCAAGGUCCUAACAUAGAGCAGUUUAAUGCGAGCUAGAGAUACCGUGCCAAAUAGCUGACGGAAUCUUUUCAAAAUCCAUCUUCAUCCGUGGAAAUUUAAGGAGUACCAAUUUUAAAAACAGCAAGAGCAUAAAGUACAGAGAUUCUUCUUUCCUAUAAACGCCAUAUUGUCGCAAUAUGAUAUUUUUAACAUUUUAAAACAAGAGGCGAAAGAUUGUCGGAGCCGACUUCAUCCGGAGACAGCAUACAGAAGAACAGAUUUUGUCGCUUGAACGGAUCUCCGGUGUCUGCUGGUUGAUUCUAUUCUAGUUGUAAACGGGCUUGAACUUCAAAGCUGACCAUAUUUUGAAUAUUUUGGAGCUAGUGAGCGUGCUUGCUAGCCGACGACAGAUAUAUUAACAUGGAGUUGAGAGUCGGAAACCGAUACAGACUGGGCAGAAAGAUUGGAAGCGGAUCGUUUGGAGACAUAUACUUGGGUACUGAUAUCUCAGUGGGAGAAGAGGUGGCCAUCAAGCUGGAAUGUGUGAAGACUAAACACCCCCAACUCCACAUCGAAAGCAAGAUCUACAAGAUGAUGCAAGGCGGAGUGGGGAUUCCAACUAUAAAGUGGUGUGGUGCUGAGGGAGACUACAAUGUGAUGGUGAUGGAGCUGCUGGGCCCCAGUCUGGAGGACCUGUUCAACUUCUGCUCUCGGAAGUUCAGUCUGAAGACCGUCCUCCUGCUUGCUGACCAGAUGAUCAGCAGGAUUGAAUACAUCCACUCCAAGAACUUCAUCCACCGAGACGUGAAGCCAGACAACUUCUUGAUGGGGCUGGGCAAGAAGGGCAACCUGGUCUACAUCAUCGACUUUGGUCUGGCUAAGAAAUACCGCGACGCGCGCACGCACCAGCACAUCCCCUACCGCGAAAACAAGAACCUGACCGGCACUGCCCGCUACGCCUCCAUAAACACACACCUUGGCAUUGAACAAUCCAGACGGGAUGACUUGGAAUCUCUGGGCUACGUCCUGAUGUACUUCAACCUGGGCUCUCUUCCCUGGCAAGGACUCAAAGCUGCCACCAAGAGGCAGAAGUACGAACGCAUCAGUGAGAAGAAGAUGUCCACCCCCAUUGAGGUCCUGUGUAAAGGCUAUCCCUCUGAGUUUGCCACAUACUUGAACUUUUGCCGUUCUCUGCGCUUUGACGACAAGCCCGACUACUCCUACCUCCGCCAGCUCUUCAGGAACCUCUUCCACAGACAGGGCUUCUCCUACGACUACGUCUUUGAUUGGAACAUGCUCAAAUUUGGUGCCAACAGGGCCGUAGAGGACGCUGAGAGGGAGCGCCGGGAGCGCGAGGAGAGGCUGAGGCACAGCAGGAACCCCGGGGCCAGAGGCAUGGCUUCAGCUUCAGGCAGAGCCAGGGCAGCUCAGGACGCCGCAGCCCCCUCCCCACUCAACCCUGCUUCACACACAGGUAUGGAGAAGGAGAGGAAGGUGAGCAUGCGUCUUCAUCGUGGAGCACCUGUCAACAUCUCCUCAUCAGACCUGACCGGCCGACAGGACACGUCUCGCAUGUCCACCUCACAGGCUCUGUCCCGGGUUACACCAAGCGGCCUCCAGUCUGCAGCUCCGCGGUGAAACAGCCCUACAUCCGCUGAGGACGCCUCGACAUGCAUCACCUGCAGCACACACACUCUCUCACACACAUAUUCACAUAGAUUACCAGGACUCUCAAACGACCCAGAACUGCUCACCAAUGCACCAAGCUCUGCCUGCGCAUCUAUUCACUUCACAGGAGAAGAGAUGCACAGUCAGCAGGUUGUGUAUGUGUGUGUGUGAGAGAUGGAGAGAGAGACUGGCAGGUGGAGACCAGUUUGGUUGCCUUAACAACCAUCUUGGCGAAGUUGAAGCCACAUCAACCCUUCUUCCUCGCUUGUGGAAGAUGUGAAAACUCCUCCUCCUCCCUGCUGUUGAUGAAGCCAUUGAUUCACUUUUCUCUGGCCUAAUGUUUUUUUUCCUCCCAACUUUUGAUUUUACUUGUUUUUAAUCUUUUUAACAGAAAAAAACAUCGACACCAGCUGAUCAGCAUGAAAACGGGGAAUGCAGCGUUUGUUCAAUGUUAACCUGUUGGAUUAAUUUGAUUUCGGUCAGAUGGAGAGUCGCUCCAUCAUGGCAGAGUGCCUAAACUCUGUGUCGUGUAAAAUACUUUGAACCCCGCAGUCCACACCUCCUUAUUUACUUCUUUUGAUGUGAAUGAGACGUUUAGGUAGAAUAAGAUGGGGAAGGAGGCUGUUGUACGAGUUGUGUCCAUGUCCUCAGGUCUGUUGGAAUAUGGUAAACAUGCAGCACAUUUAGUUAGUGUUCAGGUUGUGAGUGGCGUGGGAAAAGCUGUGAAUGGAAGAGUGAGUCAGGAGCUCAGUCUGUCCACACCAAACUUCUUUCUUUCUGACACUAGUGCAUAGUGACGUGGCUUUCGUGUGUUUUUGUGUGGUUGUGUCCUAGGGGUUUCCAUGCUCACAGGUGGGAUAAACAUGUCGAUUUCUUUUUAUAUAAAUAUAUAUAUGAAAGUAAACAUUUUUGUAAGCUUUUACGUCCACAGCAUCUUCAGCCUGAUCCUUGGACCUCGUGUCCCUCUGCUUCCACCCUGAGUCCAAACACCUUUUUUCAUCUCUCCAAAGCACAACUUGUCCAUUUUCUAGAUAAACUUCCCCAUCAGAAGCGGUUUGAAAGGACAGUUUUUCAGGACUUUGGACCCUUGUUUUCACUCUGCUGUAGCUGAUCUCACAGAACCUUUAAGCAGUGCAAUGUGUUGGGGAAAGUAUGAGAAACAUGAACCACCGGAUCUUUUCUCCCUGUUUUCAGGAUCUGGUGGAGGAACAGUUUUAGUUGAUAAUGUCCAACUAAAUUAAUUUGAAGUUCUUAUAAAAAGCGGUUUCAGUCUGUGACACUACUAAUUAACCCAUAUCUUAAUUCACAUAUUUGACUUUGCUGAUGAGAAUAGUGUCGAUUACCAUAAAGAACGUCUUAAAUGUUUCAGUCAGGUUUAAACCCGACUGGGUAAACUUUUUUCAUGGUUUCAUGUGUCAUAAAUGAUUCGAUGACACUGCGGUACUUGAUGGUUCAGAAUCAAACUCUGCAGAGCGUGCUGCGUCAGAUGGCUCCACUCUCCUGUUUACAUAGAAAAUGGACGGGUUUUGCUUCAAGGCCAGCAUCCUGGAAGCAGAGGCGGUUUUAGGAGCUGUGGACUGAGUGCUGCGUAGUGGAAGGUGGCCCCGGCCUUCAGGCUCCUCCUGGGGAUCUGAUCUAAAGUAGGAACUCCUUGAUGUGAUAGACUGAUGAGAAGUGUUUGUAGGAAAUUUUCUGUAGUCGAUGCGGGAAUGGGUUGUAGUUGUAACUUGUACAUGUUCCUUGGUUCUGUUGUUGUGUAUAGGAUGCGCCUGUUUAUCACGUCCUGGUGAGCUGCUGUAGGCUUCUGGGCGAGCUGUUGAUAGAGGGACUGGGAAUGCUUCACUACAUUAGGGUUCCUCUGAAGGAACCUUUUCUUUUCUUGGAAAAUGUAUUUCACUCGUUGACUUGGAAAAACAACUAAAGCGAUAGAAUAACUCGUAUGUCUCACUGAUGAUGGCUAUGAUAAAUGCAAGUACACGUUUCCAUGGAUUGGGUUUUCUGUCGCGGUUCUCAUUCUGUCACCACCAGUCCUAAAAGCUUGUAGGUGUGUUCUGGAUUCAGGUCCCACAUCUUAUAUUGUGGAUUCAUGGGAUUUUCUUUUUCCUUUCACUCCCAUCUUAAUACUUCUGCUCUUCAGUUGUAAUGCCACUGUAUUUGUGUAUUUUAAAAUUGUGUAAAUAAAUUAAAAAGUACUUGUA
Messenger RNA from Xiphophorus couchianus (Monterrey platyfish), 3860 nucleotides. It is a transcript of the gene csnk1da, whose product is annotated as casein kinase 1, delta a. The transcript has 9 exons. NCBI's taxonomy places the organism in Eukaryota, Metazoa, Chordata, Actinopteri, Cyprinodontiformes, Poeciliidae. Gene Ontology annotation, biological process: protein phosphorylation. The record is from RefSeq and is a predicted model, not a curated record. The coding region runs from base 415 to 1632 and encodes 405 amino acids. Gene Ontology annotation, molecular function: protein kinase activity; ATP binding.